AGUUAAGAUAUUGUGGUGACAUCGAUUUAUUACUUUAUCAAUAUCUCAAUGACCAGUAUUUCUAUAAAAGGUUGUUAAUCUAUUUUGGAUAGAUAAUAUACAGUAUGUUUUCUGUUAAAAAUUUUGUGUUACAUUAUUUGCUGCUCUGUGUGAGUUACACUUGUGGAGCGCUUAACAAUAAACGGUUUCCUGAUAACUUCUUAUUUGGUACUGCUACGGCAUCGUAUCAAGUUGAAGGAGCGUGGAAUAUUGAUGGCAAAGGUGAAAACAAUUGGGAUAAAGUUACUCAUUCUACACCAUCUCCUGUUCGUGAAAAUGCAACUGGUGAUAUAGCUUGUGAUUCUUAUCAUAAAUACAGAGAAGAUGUGGAUAUAUUGAAAACUUUGGGGGUGAACCAUUAUAGAUUUUCCAUAUCAUGGUCAAGAAUUUUACCAACAGGAUUCACUAAUAAAAUUAACCAAGAUGGAUUAGCUUAUUAUGCAAAUUUGAUAGAGGAGCUGAAGGAAAACAAUAUUGAACCAGUAAUCACCAUUUUUCAUUGGGACACCCCUCAAGAUUUAGAGAAUAUAGGCGGUUGGACAAAUGAAGUUAUAAUAGAUUUGUUCGAGAAAUAUGCGGAAUUACUUUUUAAAACUUACGGUAAUGACGUUAAGUAUUGGAUAACGUUUAAUGAGCCUAAACAAACGUGUCAGGGAGGAUAUGGAUCUGGAGAAAUGGCGCCUGUUAUCAAAUCGCCCGGAAUUGGAGAAUAUAUGUGCGUGCAUAAUGUGUUGAAAGCUCAUGCAAAAGUUUGGCAUAUGUAUAACGAUCAGUUUAGAGAAAAUCAAAAAGGUCAUGUUGGAAUAACGAUAGAUACUCAGUGGGCUGAGCCUAACAGUAACAGUGAAGAAGAUGUACAAGCUGCAGAAAGAUUUCUUCAAUUCACAUUUGGUUGGUAUGCCAAUCCCAUAAUUAACGGAGACUAUCCAGAAGUGAUGAAAAAAUUAAUUGCCGAUAGAAGUGAGAAGCAAGGCUUUGAAAAAUCACGAUUGCCGGUGUUCACUGACGAGCAAGUAGAAUUUAUCAAGGGUACUGCUGACUUUUUGGGCGUUAACUACUACACCACUCGAAUGGUGCAACACACAACCGAUCCUCAAACAAUGGUAUAUGACUGGAUAGCAGACAUGGAGAUACACUCAUACCAAAAAGAUGAAUGGCCUUCAACUGCAUCAAAUUGGCUAAAAAUUGUUCCUUGGGGAUUUAGGAAGCUAAUGAAUUGGUUGAAAGCUACCUAUAGUGAUAUACCGAUAUUGAUCACGGAAAAUGGGGUGUCAGAAGAUGGUAGCUCAUUAGAAGAUGACAUUAGAAUUUAUUAUUUUCAAGAGCACUUAAGUAAUUUAAGAGAUGCUCUAGAUGAUGGAGUUAAUAUUUUUGGUUAUACAGCUUGGAGUUUGAUGGAUAACUUCGAAUGGAUGAAAGGAUACACGGAGAAAUUUGGAAUAUAUAGUGUUAACUUUUCAAGCCCCAACAGGAUAAGGACGCCAAAAAAAUCGGCAGAUUAUUUUAAGUACGUAAUGAGAACGAGAUGCCUUGUACAAGAAUCCGAUUGUGUAGAUAGUGUUUGAUUGAAUUCUCAGUUUUCUAGUAUCUACUAAACAGAUGUUUUCAAUUUAAUUUUGAAGAUGUUUUUAUUUUCUAUAAGAAAAUAUGUAAUUCAAAUAUAAGUUUCGUCAAAUCAUCCUACAAUAAAUUUAUAGCAGUAAUAGAAAAAAAUCACAUCAUAAUCUAACUAGCUCCUAUUGAGAAACUAAAAAUUAAAUGAAUAUUUGAUGAAGUUUUGUUCUUUGGUUCACAAACCUAUAGUAUUGAUAUUUUCUCAGUCAUAUGAUAUACAAUUGUAUUUAUAUUCAUCGACUCGACAUCGACAAACGGGAUAGGCGAUGACAUCAUUGUCAUCAAAGUCAAUAUUUUCUAGUUACUCCCAAAAUAUGAACCUAAUCAUAACCGUUUGGUAGAAAAAAUAAGGUCUUCAAUCAAUCAAUAAAAGGUGAAUUCCUAUAGUAAGAAAUAAGUUAGUGUGGAAAUAACGUUUCUUGAAGUUCCAUAGACAUUUAGAAAAUACUGUCCUACCAUAUCGUUGGGGCCGCUUAGUUUGCUUGAUAAUUAAUAUCAAUGAUCUCAUGAUUAUAAAAAGCUAUUCAAAGAAAGGUUCACAAAGCAAUUUCCAUAGAGAAAAUAUGAAUAAAUUUGUCAUUAAAAAUAUUUCUGGAAAGUAGAAAUAAAUAUUUAUUCAAUGAGUAACCUAACAUAAAUAUUUUUUUCAAAAUGUUUUUAAAAUAGGCAUUAAUAUCAGGAUCAAUUAAAGUGAUGCUUAUCGCGAUUAUAAAUAGAGAUUAUCGAAAAAAGCCACUGGUUGACUCAUCAAAAGUGAAUUGUACUAACUAUAAACUACAACUAAUGAAGAUAACUAAUAAUAUGCAAAAUAUUGAUGAUUGGCGGCAAUCAAAGCAAUGGCUUCAUUAGCCUACCAUCUAAAAAUUACUAUCUAUGUCAUUCAUUUAAUGCACCACUGUCUGUUUCUGAACCACACUGACUGAGAAUGAAAAACUGUCGCGUUUCAGAUGAUUGCAAUGUCUUCGGCCAUACUCGGCCCGAAAACGCAUCAUAUCAUGAAUUUAAAUUAAAACUCAAAAUGUUAAAGUAAUUUCUGCAUUUCUGCAGAUUACUGGGGAUUACUGGAAAUCGCCGAAACCAAAAUAUCAUUCAUUACAUCACUGUCAAAUUAGGCAACUAUUUCAGAAUACUUCGAUUAAUUUAAGUACAUAUAACUCAUUAUCUCCUCAGGGAAUUAUAUUUUCCAUUGCCAAAAAUAUGUUUUUAAAAAAUUUAUUAAAUUCAAAAUUACAAUAAUUAACGAAGCGAAUUAACUAUAAUUCGUUCAUUUAAAAGUUAUUUACAACAUUCGUAUUUAUAAUAAAAUAAAUGCUGACAAAGUGUUGAUGAUAUUUGAUCCUAUUGCGUAUUAUUCAAAGAAUCUUCAGGAAUUUUCUCCAUGUAACAAGGGCGCAUUUUUUAUAUCUUCCGUAUACUAAAAAGUAUGUUAUGUAGUGGUGAUAUGACUUUUAAAAGAACUAUAUUAGAAUAUAUCGAAAAUGAAAAUAGAAGAAAAAAAGAAUCAGAUAUACAAGGUUAAUCUUUUCGAUCACGAACUUUGAUACACACUACAGAAGCAGCAAUAAAGAUUCAUGAACAUAAUUUCAAUUAUUCCAAUACAAAGUAUGUAAGUAACUUAACUUCUUAUUUGUACCUUGAUUUAAUAGCUUCGGUUUUUGAGACAUGAAGAGAGAGAGAAAUGCUUUAUUGUUAAAAAAUUGUUUACAAUUUGUAGACAAAAGCUUGUAAGAAACUAAGAAACAAAUAUACAAAUAACUAAAUAAGAGACAAAUAAAAUGAAUCUAAAUAUAAAGUAUUCUCGUAAGUACAUAAGAAAAUUUUAAUGAAUAAACAAAUUACCUUUGAAAAUAUACAUGUCAAAAUUUCUAUAUUUUUAUAUACAUUUAAUAGUUAUUGCUCUGGUUACUCGAAUUGCAUUUAAAAGAAGAUCUGGAGCUUCCUUGUAGCAUCUCGUGUUUGCAACAAUAGUAAUCGGUACAAUUUCCUAUUACUGCAUCAUAUCGAAUCUGGUAGUAGAAACAAUAAAGUCUAAAUUAUAUUAUUCCAUCUUUUUCAGAGAAUAUGCAAUCCAGUAAUUUCCGUUAUGGAGCUGGAAAAAGAAUAUUUGUAAUAUUAUGAUUUCUGUAAAUUAUACCUUGUAGAGAAAAGCACUCAAUAAAAAUACUGAAUUUCUUUCCUUCGCUGCUAAAUAUAUAUAAUUGUAGAAGCCAAAGGAAAUAUCUUAAUCAAUGCAAAUAA
Diorhabda carinulata is the source of this 3891-nucleotide messenger RNA. Its product is annotated as lactase-like protein. The record is from RefSeq and is a predicted model, not a curated record. Gene Ontology annotation, molecular function: beta-glucosidase activity. Gene Ontology annotation, biological process: carbohydrate metabolic process. The transcript has 8 exons. Lineage: Eukaryota; Metazoa; Arthropoda; Insecta; Coleoptera; Chrysomelidae. Bases 105 to 1604 code for a protein of 499 amino acids.